UCUCAAUCUCAAGUGACCAGAAUCUUCAGAGACAAAACAAAGUCAGCACCAUUGACACAGAAACGUGACACCAUACCAACGCACAAAAUGAGCCAACAAGCAGCAUGGAUCAAAGAGCAACAUGCCAGCCUCGUGGUUGACGAAGCUCCAAUUCCAACUCCUGGGCCAGGCGAAUUGCUGGUCAAGAUCAAGAUCAUUGCUUUCUCUCCACUCGAGGCGAAAAUACAAAAGUCCGCUCUCAUUCCAAUCCCGUAUCCCAACAUCCUCGGUAUGUCCUUUGCUGGUAUCGUCGAGGACGUUGGGCCCGACGUGACCGAUUUCAAGCCAGGCGACAGGAUUGCGACCAUUCGCGACGGGCCGAAGGCUGCUGAUCCUCGCUUUGGAGCCUACCAGCAGUACGCUCUCGCAUCGCAGACUUCGACUACCAAAUUCCCAGAGGGAGUCAGCCUCGAAACCGGUGCAACAACGAUUCUCAACCUUGCUGCUGUCGCCUCUGCCUUCUCAAUCUUUAUGGGUCUUGACCGUCCGCCUGUUACACGCAAGGCGGAGGCGAACGGCAAGAAGAUCCUUAUAUACGGCGGUUCUAGCUCUGCGGGUGGAAUUGCUACGAGCUAUGCCACUGCAGCCGGAUAUGAAGUCAUUACCACAUCAUCACCCAAGAACAAAGACUUCGUGCAGUCUCUAGGUCCGUCAAUCAUCAUCGACCACUCGCAACCUAGCAAAGAGUUGUUGACCGAUAUUCGAUCUCAUGGUCCUUAUGAAACCAUCUUCGACGCCAUCGGCCUUCCACCAGUUACCGGCGUGCUGGCAGAGUACUUACAUUCGCUGGGUGGUGGAACGUAUUACUCUCUGAUCUAUCCGGAGAAGCCUUUGCCGGAUGAUGUGCAGUGCAAGUUUGCACCUUACAGCUUGUCACUUGAUAAACCGGAGAACCGAGACUUCAGAGCAUGGUUCUACACUGAACUCGUGCCGAAGGGACUGCAGGGAGUGAUCGUGCCCACAAGGCCACAGUGGGUUGAAGGCGGAUUGAGUCAGGCACAGGCAGCCCUGGACCUGAUGGAGGAUGGCAAAGUUAGUGGUAGGAAGCUGUUGAUGGAUCCGAGCGCUUAGAUUAGGAAUACUAGGUAAUUAGUGACGCGUAUAGGAGGCACAAUGAAGAUGCCUCCAACCUCAAUAAGUUUCCUUUUCCCCUUUGCAUA
This is a messenger RNA of Exophiala xenobiotica, 1199 nucleotides long. RefSeq lists its product as uncharacterized. The record is from RefSeq and is a predicted model, not a curated record. Gene Ontology annotation, molecular function: oxidoreductase activity, acting on NAD(P)H. The coding region runs from base 88 to 1110 and encodes 340 amino acids. The transcript is spliced from 2 exons. NCBI's taxonomy places the organism in Eukaryota, Fungi, Ascomycota, Eurotiomycetes, Chaetothyriales, Herpotrichiellaceae.